GGAGGCAAUUUUGGGGCCAAGGGGAAACUUUUGGGGCAAAGGGGGGCAAUUUUGGGGACGAGGGGGCACUUUUGGGGCUCCCUGACCCCAUGGCUGCAGGUGAAGAAAGCGUUCUUCGCGCUGGUCACCAACGGCGUCCGGGCGGCCCCGCUGUGGGACAGCAAAAAGCAAAGUUUUGUAGGAAUGCUGACCAUCACCGACUUCAUCAACAUCCUGCACCGCUACUACAAAUCCCCCAUGGUGCAGAUCUACGAGCUGGAGGAACAUAAAAUAGAGACGUGGAGAGAGGUUUAUCUGCAAGACUCCUUCAAGCCACUGGUGUGCAUUUCCCCCAAUGCCAGCCUGUUUGACGCCGUCUCCUCCCUGAUCCGGAACAAGAUCCACCGGCUGCCCGUCAUCGACCCCGACUCGGGGAACACGCUCUACAUCCUCACCCACAAACGCAUCCUCAAGUUCCUCAAGCUCUUUGUGAGUCUCUGCCCCUUGGGGAGGGUGGGGGCACAGCAGGACCCUCGGUUUGGGAUGUGCCAGGGUCGCACUGGGACCCCCAGCCCAGGCUGUGCCCGGUGCCCAUGCCAGAAUUACCCCAGGAUGUUCAUCCUGGGCU
This is a messenger RNA of Zonotrichia albicollis (white-throated sparrow), 607 nucleotides long. The record is from RefSeq and is a predicted model, not a curated record. NCBI's taxonomy places the organism in Eukaryota, Metazoa, Chordata, Aves, Passeriformes, Passerellidae.